AUGCUUGCAGGACCUUCCGCUUCUCUUCGCUCUUUGUCUCCCUUCGAGCUCCUCGAUGUUCCCAUACUUGAACGUAUCGCGUUUUACUUGGCCACGAGUCGGUUCAUUGGACCACCGUCGGAAUUGGUCCCUCUCUUGUGCACUUCUCGUACUAUCAACGCAUCGCUCAGAUUCCGUAGUAAUCAUCAUCUAUAUUCCCAGAUUUUUUGCCAAAAAUUCGACUCGGCUGCAGUCACACGUCGUCUGUCGUGGGGACGCACUACUGUCGAGUGCUUUUCCGAGGAGCUUCGCAAGCGCAGUACCAUACUGACUCGUAUGCGUCAUCGGAAUGCGGAAAAUUUCGCCCAUCUUCAGGAGGAUCUUUGGGCAGUCUAUCUCAUACUACUCGAAAACGAUGGCAAAAACAUGGCCCAGCUGUGUCUGUGGGCAAAGCUUCCGACAUGGAUAGCAAGUGUUAUCGAAGACAAAUGCCAAGUUCCUCGAGAGCAUCCGCUCUCCUGGGUGAAAGAUAUCGAAGGCACUUCAUUGGUCCUUUGGCUCCUCUGGAUGAGCAGUGACGAAGGUGCGUUUUUGGUAUGCCAACUCUUACAUAUGCUAGAGCCUUUCCUUGUCCAUGGACAUCGAUUCUCAUCUGCGUACGCUCCUGAUGCAUUCUUCUAUCUGCCUCUUUGUGCAGAAACUGAGGUUGCAAUCCCAUGUACGACGGGUCUGCCGCUUCCCAUCGCCCGCGAUUUUGUACACUAUGGUCGAAAAAUUAAGCUCGCUGCACCGCCUCUGAUACCAGCUGCCCUCCUGAACUAUGUGGUCAGGCUGGAGGUGCGUUUAGACGAUAAUCCAUUGCCGUCUGCAGUCGCGCAACUUCCCGAGACGAGGGCGCAAGCUGCUGCAAUGGGAUUGUCUCUUCCGCGGCUUACACAAGAAGACAUCAUAAACUUCCACUUUCACACUCGCACAAGAUUUUUCGGCGACUAUAACGGCCUGGGCAGUGAGCGCCUUGAUAACGAAUGGUUCCGAACUGUAUCAUGCCAUGAUCCGUGGGCUGUGGAUCGACCACUUCGAGGAAUCUUUUACCAUCUUGGAUCAUUAACUGGGCACUGGAAUGGUCGCGCUUUGAUUCCAUAUUUGCAGGCCCACAUUGAUGCCAAUAUGCCAAAUCGCCGACCCUCGGUACAGGGUGUUACUUGGGCACAUGAACGCAUAUCUUGUGUGUUCAAAGAGCACCAUUGUUUGACCCCCGAUGAACCCAUUUCUGCACCUGCUGAAGCUCAUGGGUGGGGCGAGGAUAUCCUCAACGUUUGGUUGCCCCGUCGACUGGAAAUUAAACAUGGAAUUGAUGACUUAACAUUACAUGAUCGGGAAACUGGGAAGACUGUACGAUAUGAAACAUACCAUGCCGACCGCGAGAACCCUUACUCCAGACCGUCCAAGAUGAGCUCCGAAUGGCGUUGUGAUUUGCCGCCCGUAAGCGAGGAUUCACAAUAUGAAACGGACGAUGAUUAUGAGGAAGUUUUUGAGCAAAGAACCAGUGGCGUCACUGACAUCAUCAUCACGGGAGAGACGUACGAUCGGGAGAGCCCGGCUUGGGGUUCUUUCUCUUUCAUUGGCCGAGUAAGACCAUGGGAUGGCUUCGUUGUUCUGCUGCGACGGUCGGUACGUGAAAGAAGAUCUGAUUUGCGUCAUUCAUUUUAA
Molecule: messenger RNA, 1689 nt
Organism: Suillus fuscotomentosus
Lineage: Eukaryota; Fungi; Basidiomycota; Agaricomycetes; Boletales; Suillaceae
Exons: 6
Coding region: 1-1689 (562 amino acids)
Source: RefSeq, a predicted model, not a curated record